Messenger RNA from Lymnaea stagnalis (great pond snail), 8057 nucleotides. The record is from the annotation of a GenBank genome assembly. Lineage: Eukaryota; Metazoa; Mollusca; Gastropoda; Lymnaeidae.
GUUUUCAAUUUUGGGAGAACCGAAAACUUAUCUGAGUAAAUAAUAAUAACUUUUAUAAUAUAAACUUGUUAUAACACAACAGGUUUUUUUUCCAUUUUUUAUAAGUCUUAUGUUAGUCUGAAGAGAGCAGUCAAUUUUCUUUAGUUUUCAAUCGUCGGGGUUUAUUUAGUAGUAAUCGCAAAAAUUAAAAAUCUAUUCUUUUCCUGUGUUCCUUAUACACUAACUGUACUUUUUGUUGAAUAAUGUUAUACAACAAUUAAUAUCUAGUUUAAAAUUAAUUAAAUUAUUAUCAAAUGAAAAACUCUUACGCCUUCUGCGAAGUAACAAAAUACCAAAUAUUAAUUAGGCAUUGCUUUACACUCCACAUUGUUUGUUGUGUAGUGACGUCACUUUUUUAUGGUGCCUAGUUGUGCUCCAUGUUGUUAUCACACACAGGUAGCUUUCUCUUGAAAUGUGGCAGCUGGUUCGAUCUGUUUGUGGUUUGUGUUCAGGAUCGGUGCUGGUGUUGGACACUUCACUAUUGUUAUUUAAUCAACAAUCCAUUUGAACCCAAGAUUGUCUGGGAAAAACUGAGGGAUCAGUUUCAAAAGAAGACAUGGGCUAACAGACUGGCGCUGAGAAGGAGAUUACUUAAAAUUAGAAUGAAUGAUGGGGACUCUGUGCAUGAGCACAUUAAAACUCUAACAUAGAUUUUCAACGAGCUUUCAGUGGUAGGAGAUGCCGUUGAUGAAGAAGACAUGGUGGUUCAUUUACUUGCUAGCCUUCCAAACUCAGAGAAAUCUGUUGGUAACUCCUCUUGAGGCUUGCUCGGAAGUUCCAAAGACGGAACUUGUUACCGACAGUGCUUCACAAAGAGAGAAAGAUUUCACAACGAAGGAAAGAAGUACCAAGAAGAGCACUUGUGUCAAAAGAGAAAACAAAGAAAGGACCCCAAUGUUAUCAUUGUAAGAGAAUCGGACACUUUAAAGAUAUUGCCCUGAGCUAAAAAGAAUCAAGUAAACAUAUUUACAGACAGCAUAAGGCACAUCGCACUGAGACUAAGACUAAGAGAGACUCAAGUGAUGAAAGUGUGGGACUGUUAAUGAGGCAUCGCCAGGCUUUAACUAAAGUCAUUGUGCCACGACUUGGAUGGUUUAUUCAGGAGCAACACGUCAUUUGUGUUGUAGGAAAUCUGAUUUAUCCAAUUGUCAUAAUUGGGAGAGCCUCUAAAUAUAGGACUCGUAGAUGGACGGAAUCUGACAGCACUUGCCUGUGGUAUUGUCACACUAAAAAUUAAGUUGCCUGGAAAUAAAAAAAAAACAAGCAUGUACUAUUGUGGAAGCAGCACGUUGCAUACUGGAUGAAGCAUAGCUACCAUGAAAAUUCUAGGCAGAAGCAGUGUCAAAAGCUGAAUAUCUGCAGAAUCGAAGUCCUAUUGAAUCUCUUCAAGUUACUACAUCAUUUGAGGUGUUAACUGGUAAGAAAUCCAGUGUCGAUGACCUUAAAGUGUUUGGAUGUGUUGCGUAUGCAUAUAUUCCUAAAGAUGAAACACAAACGUUUGAUUAAAAAACACAGAAAUACAUUUUUCUAGGGUACGGAAUCGAUGUCAAGGGUUAUCGCCUCUACAAUUUGAAACUAGUAGUCCGAUCUAAAGCAGAGACGUUCUGCUUUAAUGAAAACAAGUUCAGUCUUGAGAAGGAGACUGAAGUGUCUCAGGAACCAAAUCCUAUAUUGCUGGAAUUCAUUGAAAAUAAGGUCGAUGAAUAAGGGAUUCAUUUUAAUGAUCAUGAUCAGAAUUUGUGGAUGAAUCAGAUGCGGAGCUAGAUGCCAGACGACCAGCGUGAGUUAAACGCCCACCACAGAUUGAGCACAUUCAUUGCAUGCUACUGCUGCAAAAUACAGUUUACGGUGGCAUCAGAUGGAUGUAACGACAGUCUUUUUUUAAAUGGAGUGUCAGAGGAAGAGGUAUUCAUGAAAUAACCAGAAUUGUUUUUUUUUGAAGAAAGAAAAGAAAACAUCAUAUGUAAAAUAAAAAAAAAAUGUCUCUACGGACUAAAACAGUCUAGUCGAUAACUUUGUAAUACUUAACGCAGAGACUUACAAGUUUAAAGUGGUCAACCCUUUAUUCCAGGUUGGUAGAUGAAAAUUUUCCUGUUGGUUAUCUCCGGCUGAAUCAUUUGCCUUAAUGGUUAGAAGUCAGCCAUUUCGGAGUUAACACCAUUACCUUUAAUAAACUUUUUACUCGUCCAACUUAUUCCGAGAAUGUAGUGAUUUUUGGUAUCGUAAAUUUGCUUUAGAGAAGGGUCCAUAAAAGUGUCAAAUCCGUGUGCCAUUGGCUAGUCUGUAUACUUUCGAUUACACGGUGUUCUUCGUUGUCACUAUAGCAUGAUAGAGAGCUAUGUGUUCAAUUCUAAACGAGAUCUCUCAACGAUAGGUUUCCUUCCUAUAUGGUUGACUUUGUACCGCACUUCCAGCCUUUUGUGACAAAGCGUGAUUCUCAAAUAAACGUUAUUAUUAUUAUUAUUAUUAUUAUUAUUAUUGUUAUACACGUAAGAGUUUUAAAGAGCGUCAAUAUCGUUAGCGACUACAGUAAUUUACUUUAAGGUUGUUGUUUUUUAAAAAAAUUCUAUUCGUAGCUUUACUUUUUUGGGAGCUCCCUUCGUUGGACACGCCCAUGGUUGAAAUGUCACGAGAUCUAACGCUCACUCUUUAACACAUGUUUCUAUGUGGGUCAGGGAUAGAGAGGGAUAAUGGUAUUAAAACAGAAAAAAAAAAUGUAAUAGGAGAUUAAUUGAAUAACACUGACUGAGAAUAAAUGAUAUAUUAAAAAAAGGUACAAGUUAAAAGCUAGGUGUAGUAAAUGUAGGACACAAAAUAUAUUGUAUGGUGGGGACUUUUAAAAUUUCACUGCUCUCCUGUAUCUAACAAGGAAACACAUAUUGUUAAAGUAGUUAAUUUUUUUUCCCUCUCAAAAGUGAAAUGACGAUAAAUUUGUGGACCAGAAAUAAAACUGAUUUACAUUUUCGAGAGCCUGCGCAGCAUUAGUUCAAAGGCAAAACUGACAAAUCUGAGACCUGUAUCAGUCAUCCGUUCAUUCGUUACUCGACUUCGGUCACGAGACGACGUGUUUCGCCUGAGCUGGUACGUAUUUAUUUUCAAUAUAUAUAUAUAUAUAUAUAUAAUAUAUAUAUAUAUACACAUUAUAUACAUAUAUAUCUAUUUCGCAAACACCAUCUGGGAUGAUUGGCUACCUUAUUUUCCAGUUAAUGAAUAAUGGCUGUGUUGCUUAUGGUGAAAUGGCUACAAAGACUUUGACAUUGUGUGCUUGUAAUUAGUUUUUGUAGUGUUGACUUUGUACCGCGCUUCGAGCCUUUGGGGAUGAAACGUGUUUUUGAAAUGAACUUUAUUAUUAUAUAUAUAUAUAUAUAUAUAAAUAUGAAUUACAUAACUUUUUUAAUAACUGAGAUUUCUCGAUAUUGAGCGGAUUUUUUAUCAAUUCAUACUCUUUUAAUAUAACUAAAGGAACAAUACAAUACACAGACAUAUCUAUACAGAAUUGUAUAUGACAUUAAUUUUGUUAUACGUAUCUGGUUUCUUUUAUAAGCUACUUAUAAGUUAACCGUAGUCAGUCGCCUCUAACGAUCACAUAUACAUUAAAACAGCUAGAUCAGGGUGAAUUCUUUCUCUUUUUUCAUGGCUGAAUUAUACGCAAGAGAAAUAAUUAAUAUGCCUUGCGUUUGAAUUGUUUUAAUUGUAAAUGUUGUCUUGGUAAAAAAUAGGUAUAUGAAUAUCAUUAUGUGUCCCGUGAAAUGAAAAAAUAAUAGUUAUUAAUUUGGACGAUAAAGAAUAUUAUCUUAUCAAUUAAAUGUAACACAUUUGACAUAUCUAUUCGUAAUGGGAAAGAUAAGGCAACUUAAGGUCCAGGCAAAAGCAUUAAAAGCAGUCAUUAUCCCAAGCUAAUUAUACCCUUAACCAUAGAUAUAAACGAGUCAUAAUCUGCUAUUAUUUAAAAAUCGUGUAAUUUAUCAUCUAAUGUUAUAUCGUCCAUAGAUACAUUUCGAACAAUUUUAUUAAAUGAUGUUAGCAUAUCUGCCGUUGUACACGAUAAUAAAUGGGAAUUCGUUAGACCCUGGGGGCGUCGUUCGAUUUCCGAUUUUCCUACUUCCUAAUAGUCAUGUUGUAAAUUGUAACCUUAUCGAACUGGGGUCAGAGACAGAAAACUAAUUCUGAACUACCAAAAGGUUUAAAGAGACACUGAUUGUAUAUGUAUAUCUCUGCAAUAUAUAUAUAUUGCUUCUGAUGCGUCCUCUUUAAAACCUCCAAAUGUUUGACAUUAUUAAGUGAAUGAGUGAAAAUGAAGGCUGUCGCGCAGCGAGCUUCACUUGUAACUUCUGAACUCCGGUAUAUGAGUUAAUUUUUUCUUUAGAAGGGAAUUCUUUUUUUAUAACACUGUUUUUUUUUCAAAUCCUUGAUUUAAGGCUGAGCGCCACACAGAACUGGGUCAUGGGCCGUCCUUUCACUUAGGGCCUGUUUGAGCCUGGCAGUCUUUCCCGUAGCUUGAUACAGGAAGGUUAUUGCUAUUUUCGUUGUAAUGCGACUCUUUUGCCUUACGUCUUUGUUAUAAAAUGAACAACCGUAUCUUCUCUGUCGCGUGUUGUUGUUGUUUUUAUUUUUUUUUUUUUUUUGUGCAACGUCAUCUCUAUUCCGAGAUCAGGCGACUGCCUCUUCCUAUGAUGGUGUCAUUUCUUGACAAAAGCGGUUGACGAGGACAGUGCACGCUCACUACGACUUAGGGUGGUAAAUUUAGUUGCAUAUUAUACAAAAGGAGAAGUUAACUCUUAUUCUUUUUGUAACCCAUCAGGUAUUUCUCAAAAUUCCCAAACCCGGUGUAAAAAAAGCUAAACCUGGUUAUGCCAUAGGAUAUAGAAAUUUAGGUUGCGUCCUUCGCCUUCAUCAGACGAUCGAUUAGCUUAUGGACAGUGUCAGCUGCAUUUCUCGCAGGAGAAACUUGCACUUUCAUAAAGCCAUAAAAUAUAUCUCCAUCUUGAAAUCAAAGUUUGUCUUGAACUCAUUUCUCAAGCUUAUUAUAUUUUGUUUUAUUUUAGGUCAAAGUCAAUGAAUAAUUAAAGUUAUUUACAUAUUUAUCUUCUUUUAGAAUAGUGAAAGAUAAAAACACUCACACAUUUGAACUGUCUGCCCACAUCUAUAAAGGUAAGUAAAAAUUCAAAGAUAUAAACCUUAAGCAGUGGUUUUAUAAAUUUGUAUUCUCUGGGCCAAUUGUUCAGUUAUUUUUUUCCGGGAAUUUAUUGAGACUGGCAGAGGCUGCGCCUUCAUUGGUAUUUGUCACGGGGCGUCAAGAUGGCAACAUAAGAACCUCUGAGAGCAGUUUCAAAUGGACAAUCCAUUUCACAUUCAUCACUUUCACAAAAAGCAUCGCAUGGAUGCGUGGGUAAAUUAAAAACGAACCGAAACCUUCCAUUUAAUAAAUGUUUGAAAGCGCACCUUUCAGAAUAAAGGCUUAAUAAAGAAGCCUAAACCAAAAUAACAACAACAUUUUUUUAGCAAACUCUUGAAUCAUUUCAAUUUGAAAAUAAAACACAUUUUUUUACUCGGCGUCAUCUACAAUAAAAAGAAGUCCUUGGUUCACCAAGAUCUCAAGUACAAGGAUUUUUUAACAUUCUCCUAAAUGUCUUGCUGACACCCUACACAAUCUCAGAAACACAUCUAUCAAAAAAAUUAGUUCACAAAUCUUUAAUAAUUACCGCCAUCUUUCGUGAUGCUUCGUAUUAAAAAUGGCAAAUGUUUAACAUCUCUAACAUUAGAGCGAUUAGAAGACAACCUUUUUUUUUCUUUUGUAAUCAGGGGAUCAUAUUUAAAGAAAAAAGUAUAAUGUUUGAGGCACCAAAUUUUGUGUUUGCCAAUCAGAAAUGGCUGCUUUAAACACACAAAAAUGUCUGCGUAAGAUCCAUCAUUCUAAUCGCCACUUAUUAACAAAAUUUUAAUCAGUUAUCUUCUAUAAAAAAUGUUGAAUUUUUUUUUCAUAGGUUAAAAUGGCACAGGUAGAAUUGAGCUACAACUUGAUGUUAUUAGGGAAAACCGGAGCUGGAAAAAGCUCCACAGGAAAUACAUUGCUGGAUCGAAAAUGCUUUACAAGUUCAAUAUCUUUUAAUUCGAGUGAAGAUGUUGCAAAAAAGCACUGCAAAGCCUUUAAGAAGUACACAUUAUGUGUUGUAGACACACCUGGAGUCCAUGACACUCACAAGCCAACUGGAGAAAUAGUAAAAAACUUGCACGACGCAAUGGGCCUUAUCCCCGAAGGAUUCAACGCCUUGAUAUUUGUAAUCAAACUGGGCGAAAGAUGCACAGAGGAGCUGCUUGAAACAAUUAAGGUCAUAAAAGCUUUAUUUGGGGACACUAAUUUCAGUGACGUCUGCAUCGUCGCUUUAACGAAUGGUGAAGAUGCUGAAAAGUAUAAUGUGAAUAACCAAAACAUUCAAGAGUGGUUAAGGAGACCAGAAAACGUGAGGCCGGGCUCUGACCUUGAGACGUUGUUGCGAGAAUGUGGCUAUAGAGCCGUCUUAUUUUACAACAAUACACCGGAUAAACGCGAGGAGAGUGUCGAAAAACUUAUAACAUGUCUUCCCCAACAGGCUCCUCGUUACACAAACGAACAUUUUCAAAAGUGUGCCGAUGAGAGGGACGCCUAUAUGACCAGUUGGGGCUUUCCCGGACAAAGAGCUAACAUUCAGACCCAACUCAGUCUUCUUACCGCGACAAUUGAGGACACUUUGAAAUACGAUAUGACUAAUGUUGAACCUGCUUUGUCAAAAAUUAAUGAUCUUAAAAAAUUGUUGGAGACUGAAUCCAAAGGCACAGACUCAUUGGAGGACCUUAAAAUCCAAGUCACUAAUAUAGAAUCUGAAAUGAGUAACCUCCCAGAAGAUGCCGAUCAAAGAAUUGAAGUAAUAAAGAACGUAGAACAGAAGGUCAAUGGAAUGAAAAAUGCUGGUCUAUUUUCAAGUGCGUUUGCUGUCUUAUCAGGGUGUGGCACAGCUAUUAACGUUGGCUUAGCUGCAACCAGAAUAGUAUCUGGAAUACCCGUCUUUGGAAUAGGUAUUGCAUUGGGCAUGGUAGUUGUGGGUUCUACAGCAUUUGCUAUUUACGCACUGGUCAAGGCCUAUAAGUCAACUAAAAGCAAAAAAGAAGAUAAGGAAAAGCUCCUUUAGAAACACCAAUAGGCAAUCCAAAUAAAUUUAUUGGUUUCGAUGUUUUGUUUAUGAUAAUUUAACAGCGAAUGUGUCCAAAUUUUUAUAUUAUUAUAUUUCUCAUCUUAUUAUUAUCCUCAUCUUAUGUUUAUUUUUUCCGGAAGGCAUCGCAAAAAAAGGGGGUGGGGGUGGGGAAGUGAUUGAGAUAAGCCACAAACUUGCAAGACGACUGAAGGUUACUGCUGUGAAUUUUUAAGAUGCCCUUAACACAUUCGAUCUAUGACGGCGGCGUGGUCUUCUUCUUGCCUUGAAACCGAAGAACCUGCAAUUUUAAGCUUGUUAUGCAAGUUUUUUGACUGGCAUUCUGACCAUUUGGUCAGAUCGAAUAAUUGGCUGUUGAGCCAUACCCUUGCGGAUUGGGAUAUCACCUACAAUUUGUUUUAUUUCCUUAUUAAUAGCAUGAUCCCUUCUCUUUUUACCAGCUGCUCACCUUAAUAAUCUCAUCUUGCAGAUAAAAGUUUUUAUUUCAAGACUUUCAUUGGAGCUCAGUUCUGACACUAGCAAGUAAGGGUUUGAAUAUAGAUUGCAUUAAAUAGCUUGGCUUUGGCCUCCGACUGUAUUCUUCUUUGACUUAAUUGUAUAGACUUAUUGGUAGCUGAACGUAUUUCCCCUCUGCACUCUAACUUAAAGUUGGAGGUGAUUAUGGAACAUAACAGCUGUGUAUACCGCUUAAUUUUGAAUGCAUGAAACAUAUUUUUUUUAUUAUUUUACAUUUAUAUGUUUCAUAUUUCUAGCAACAAAAAUAAAGUAUCACUGUUCUCAAAGAAUUCAUGUUUGUUGUCUCAUCAACUAUGGAUAUCAAUGGCGAUCAAA